Molecule: messenger RNA, 10266 nt
Organism: Coregonus sp. 'balchen'
Lineage: Eukaryota; Metazoa; Chordata; Actinopteri; Salmoniformes; Salmonidae
Source: the annotation of a GenBank genome assembly
AUGGGGGACAUGAAGACCCCAGAUUUUGAUGACCUGUUGGCAGCGUUUGACAUUCCCGACAUCGACGCUAAAGAGGCCAUCCAGUCUGCUCCUGAUGAGGCUGAGAGCUCACACGGGCCAGGCGGUGCUCCUCUGGGAAAGCCGGACGGUGGGGUUGGUGUAGGGCCGUCUCUGAGACCACCUAGCCCCCCAGACCCCCAGGCUGACACCCCUAUUGUCAGCGUUAUCGUAAAGAACCGUGUGCGACCCGACACCAACGAUGGAGGGGAUGGAGACACAGACCAGGACACUAUGGACGGCAUUGCUGGGGUCGCUGUGGGUCCACGGCUCGGUGCCUGUGCCCCAGGCAUGGCGGAAUCUGAACCACUCAACCUCAAUGGGUUUGGGGCCUCUGGUGUGACCCUGCCCCUAACCCAGGUUCAUGCCCAAUCUAAUGGGCAGACGUGGUCAGUGUGUACCCCCAAAACAGCAUCAGAGGGCAGAGGAUGCAGUGCUGGAUCAAAUAAAUCUGCCAAACAGGUUGGCAAUAUAUUCAACAGACUGAAGCCUCUUAUGGCGCAGGGGUCGGGAGACCCUGUAGGGAGGGCUAGGAAGAUGCAGCUCCUACAGCAGCAGCACCACCAGCAGCAAGAGACAGGCCAAGAAGGAGGAGAUGAGGGCAAAGCUUCAUUAUCCUCCUCCUCCUCUGUCCCAGGAGUGUCAGUUGGACUGUCCUCUCCUUUCUUCCCACCUUCCAAGCCUCUCCCGUUCCCGCCAUCCGCCCUCUCCUCACACCCGCUGCACUCAUCUCAGCCGUUUAAUGGGGCACCUAAAGCCGGCCCAGCAUUAUUCCGUCCCCGAGACUCAGAGGAGGAUGAUUCUGAUCCGGACCUAGGGCCCCCGCUGAUGAUCCAGGAACCCCCUGACUCCCCCUCCCGCACCCCUCCCAAACUGACACGUCGUUUUAGGUCCCCUGCUGCCAGCUCUAACUCCACCCAUCCCAUGGCCUCAUCGGCAGCUCACCCCAAACCAGGGGACACUCCCUCGGGCACUAGCGUGACCUCCUCAACCCCCCAGUCAGGCUCCACCAAGAGUCCACCACAGGAAGACAAACACCCAGAGCAUGUUAUAGAAGAGCGGGACUCUCCUGAAAGUCCUGAGCCAGAGAUGCCCAAAUCGGCAGCACCAGUAACUGCAAAGAGGUGCUCCAGCCCUGCAGUAGCCUCCACACCGCCCCCCUCAGACCUUCAGGAGCCUAAGGAGGAGAUGGAGGGGAAUGGAAUAGAGAAGGCUAUGGAUGGCAAGGCAGAUUUUGGAAAGGAAGAGGGUGCAAGAACAGGAGAGGAGAAAAUGGAGGUGGAUGAUGGCAAGUCUAAACCUCCAACCACUGAAGGUGGCACCUCUACUCCAGGAGGGCCUGCAGCUCCUGCCCGGCCCCUCAAAGUGCGGAUAAAGACCAUCAAAACCUCCACUGGUGGAAUCACCAGAACCGUUACCAGGGUCGCACCCAAAGCAGGUGCUGCCGGAGCCAAGGGUUUGGACCCCAGCAAAGCUCAUCCAGGGGGGCACAAGGCCCCAGCCAACAGGGCUCAGAAACCGGACACUCCCUCUGGUCGUAUGGUAGCCUCCCAGCCGCAGAAAGUAAAGAGCCUCAACACACUACCCGUGUCUACACUAGCAGCCAGUAGCGCUAUGCUAGUCGCUGCAACCAAGGCUCAGAACAAGAUGGCUGCCUCCUCGGACAAGGCCAAGGUAUCUGCCACUGCUGUUAGCUUCACUAAAUCUGCCACCCUGCCUGCCACUCCCUCUGUCGCCUCCUCUCCUAAAUUCUCAGUAGCCACUGGUGGGAUGUGCAUACGUCCUGUCGGUGCUAAAACGGCUAACGGAGGCAGCACCAGCGUCCUAACCGGCACUCAACAGCCAAACAAGCCUGCCUCCAUCGUGAACAGUACGGGAGCCGUCAUCUCCCGCAGCCAGUCUAGCCUGGUGGAGGCCUUCAACAAGAUCCUCAACAGCAAGAACCUGCUGCCCAGUUAUAAACCCGACCUCUCGGCUCCUCCGCCCCCAGAGUGGGGGCUUCCUCUGCCUGCCACGGGCUACCGCUGUCUGGAAUGUGGCGAUGCCUUCGCCCUGGAGCGUAGCCUGGCCCGCCACUACGACAGGCGCUCGCUGCGCAUCGAGGUGACCUGCAACCACUGUGCCAAGCGGCUGGCCUUCUUUAACAAGUGCAGCCUGCUGCUCCAUGCCAGGGAGCACAAGGAACGCGGGCUGGUCAUGCAGUGCUCUCACCUCGUCAUGAGGCCCGUCACCGUGGAGCAGAUGAUUGGCCAGCAGGACACCACACCAAUCGGUAAGGCGGGUCUUUCAGAAGAGUUUUUAGUGACAAUGGCUGCGUCCCGUAGGGCUCUGGCCAAAGGUAGUGCAAAAAAGUUAAAGCCAUUUAGGACGCAUACAAUGUGGCUUCAUAAACAAUGCUUUAUUUCUGUCAGGAUGUGGUCAAUGUUAUUGCGUGAAAUACAAGAGAGGUGAGAGAUACCAUCAUGCACCUGUAAAUAAGUUCAAUUCACCUCCAUCUUCUUUGUGUUCUUGCUUCGCUUUCUUGCUUGGUUGACAAGGCAUGCUCUCCCCUUCUUCAAUCUCAUCUCCUCCUCCAGUCUGCUCCCCCUCCACUAUGUCCGGAGUCCCCGUCGUGUCGUCCAGCUCCAGCCCACUGAAGGACACACCGUCUCCCUCCGCAGCCCAGCCGAGACCGGUCCGCCGCGCGCUCCAGAGCCCCCAGGCAUUGAUGCCCCUCCCAUGCAAGAAGGGCGAGGUGCUGCAGUACCACAACUUCAAGUGUUCCGAGUGCCAGGCCCAGUUCUCUGGCAAGGCUGAGCUGGUCGCCCACUUCCAGCAGAUCAGAGCUACCCCCAACUCAGUGAGUCCUUUGAUACAGAGCCUGAAGUAUGGGUGUGCAUUACUUACAGGCUAGUAUCGAACUACUAGUGUCAAGCUUAGUCAUGCAUAAUGACUGAAUAAGGCAGUUUCCCAGACACCGAUUUAAGCCUUGUCCUGGACUAAGAAACACUUAGAGGUUCUCCAUUGAACAUGCCUUUUAGUCCAGGAUUAGGCUUAAUCUGUGUCUGGGAAACCUCAAUAUGUUUAAUGGCCUGCUUUACUUUAUGUAUUAGUCAAUACUAUUACAUAAUACUAGUGUUUACUAUGAAAACAAGCCAUUUGGAAUGCCUCAAUAUGCUUUAUUAACUCUCCCUCCCACUUCUAAGACCUGUGGGUGAUGACUGUCUUAUUACACAAUACUAGUUUUAGUAUUAGUAGAAGUUUUGCAGUAUUAGAAGUAGUAGUGUAUUCAUAGUGUUAUGCCGUAGUCAACUUUUAAAGCCUUUCUCCCUCUCCCCUCCCUACCCAAACAUGUAUGCUGUGCUCCACUCCCAUGGUGCUGCUAAUGUUUACUAUGAAAACUAGUUAUGAUUAAUGCCUCUGUGUGUACUAUAUGUCAAUUGUUUAACCUGUUCCCUCAUCUUCCUUCCCAGACCUGUACCCUGUGCUCCCCUCCAAUGAUGCUGCCUAACUGGUGCAGUGUGUCGGCUCACCAGAGGAUUCAUAAGCACCGGGCGCCCCACGUCUGUCCAGAGUGUGGGGGCAUCGCCCGGCAGGCCAGCUUCCAGACCCACCUGGAGGAGGCCUGUCUACACUUCGCCCGCCGCAUCGGAUAUAGGUGAAGAGAUAGUGUCUGCACUGAUAAGUCAGUAACAAAUGUAAUAGGUCUGCACACAAAAAGAUGUCGCAAAAAGUAUUUUCACUAGCUUAUUCAGAUGUUUCGGCUUAGCAGCCUUUUUCAGUGUGUAGGUACUCUGCACUAAUAGGCAAACGUGCCACAAAUACAUGCAAGUCUACAUACCACAAAUUACUGCUUAAAUGCAGCAUUGUCAGGUGGAUGUAUGAGAGGGAGAGCGAUGCCUACAGUCGUCAAAUGCAAAUAUGCCUCUCACGCAUAUAUAAAACAUUGUUUGUGAAAGGACACUUUGGUGGUUGAAGAUUCUUGCCGUAGUUGCAUGACAAUCAAGCCACCCAAUUGUCAAUGGACACUAUAUUAGCAUAAUUGACAACAGCGACUAAACCUAUGUGUUUAACAUUUUGUUUUUGUUCAUAUCUGUUCCCCAGGUGCUCCAGUUGCCAGGUGGUGUUCGGGGGUCUGAACUCCAUCAAGUCCCACAUCCAGACGGCCCACUGCGAGGUGUUCCACAAGUGCCCCAGCUGCCCCAUGGCCUUCAAGUCUGCCCCCAGUGCACAAGGACACAUCAGCACCCAGCACCCUACCCUCACCGGGGGACAGGCCAAGUAAGUGCCCCACAGUCACUGAACCAUGUUAUGUCUCUUUAGUUUUCAAGUCAAAUCAAAUUGUAUUUGUCACAUGCGCUGAAUACAACAGGUGUAGACCUUACAGUGAAAUGCUUACUUACAAGCCCUUAACCAACAAUGCAGUUUUAAGAAAAAUAAGUGUUAAGUAAACAAUGGAUAAGUAAAAAAUAAAAGCAGUAAAAUAACAAUAAGAAUAACAGCAGUGAGGCUAUAUACAGGGGGUACCGGUACAGAGUCAAUGUGCGGGGGCACCGGUUAGUCAAGGUAAUUGAGGUAAUAUGUACAGUUGAAGUCGGAAGUUUACAUUAGCCAAAUACAUUUAAACUCUGUUUUUCACAAUUCCUGACAUUUAAUCCAAGUAAGAAUUCCCUCUUAGGUCAGUUAGGAUCACCACUUUAUUUUAAGAAUGUGAAAUGUCAGAAUAAUAGUAGAGAGAAUUAUUUAUUUCAGCUUUUAUUUAUUUCAUCACAUUCCCAGUGGGUCAGAAGUUUACAUACAUUCAAUUAGUAUUUGGUAGCAUUGCCUUUAAAUUGUUUAACUUGGGUCAAACGUUUUGGGUAGCCUUCCACAAGCUUCCCACAAUAAGUUGGGUGAAUUUUGGCCCAUUCCUCCUGACAGAGCUGGUUUAACUGAGUCAGGUUUGUAGGCCUCCUUGCUCACACAUGCUUUUUCAGUUCUGCCCACAAAUUUUCUAUAGGAUUGAGGUCAGGGCUUUAUGGCCACUCCAAAACCUUGACUUUGUUGUCCUUAAGCCAUUUUGCCACAACUUUGGAAGUAUGCUUGGGGUCAUUAUCCAUUUGUAAGACCCAUUUGCUACCAAGCUUUAACUUCCUGACUGAUGUCUUGAGAUGUUGCUUCAAUAUAUCCACAUCAUUUUCCUUCCUCAUGAUGCAAUCUAUUUUGUGAAGCGCACCAGUCCCUCCUGCAGAAAAGCACCCUCACAGCAUGAUGCUGCCACCCCUGUGCUUCACGGUUGGGAUGGUGUUCUUCGGCUUGCAAGCCUACCCCCUUUUUCCUCCAAACAUAACGAUGGUCAUUAUGGCCAAACAGUUCUAUUUUUGUUUCAUCAGACCAGAGGACAUUUCUCCAAAAGGUACGAUCUUUGUCCCCAUGUGCAGUUGCAAACCGUAGUCUGGCUUUUUUAUGGCGGUUUUGGAGCAGUGGCUUCUUCCUUGCUGAGCGGCCAUUCAGGUUAUGUCGAUAUAGGACUCGUUUUACUGUGGAUAUAGAUACUUUUGUACCGGUUUCCUCCAGCAUCUUCACAAGGUCCUUUGCUGUUGUUCUGGGAUUGAUUUGCGCACGAAACUACGUUCAUCUCUAGGAGACAGAACGCGUCUCCUUCCUGAGCGGUAUGACGGCUGCGUGGUCCCAUGGUGUUUAUACUUGCGCACUAUUGUUUGUACAGAUGAACGGGGUACCUUCAGGCGUUUGGAAAUUGCUCCCAAGGAUGAACCAGACUUGUGGAGGUCUACACAUUUUUUUCUGAGGUCUUGGCCGAUGUCUUUGGAUUUUCCCAUGAUGUCAAGCAAAGAGGCACUGAGUUUGAAGGUAGGCCUUGAUAUACAUCCACAGGUACACCUCCAAUUGACUCAAAUGAUGUCAAUCAGAAGCUUCUAAAGCCAUGACAUCAUUUUCUGCAAUUUUCCAAACUGUUUAAAGGCACAGUCAACUUAGUGUAUGUAAACUUCUGACCCACUGGAAUUGUGAUACAGUGAAUUAUCAGUGAAAUAAUCUGUCUAAACAAUUGUAGAAGCUGACAAUGCAAAUAGUCCGGGUAGCCAUUUGAUUAGCUGUUCAGGAGUCUUAUGGCUUGGGGGUAGAAGCUGUUAAGAAGCCUUUUGGACAUAGACUUGGCUCUCCGGUACCGCUUGCCGUGCGGUAGCAGAGAGAACAGUCUAUGACUAGGGUGGCUGGAGUCUUUGACAAUUUUUAGGGCCUUCUUCUGACACCGCCUGGUAUAGAGGUCCUGGAUAGCAGGAAGCUUGGCCCCAGUACUGGGCUGUACUCACUACCCUCUGUAGUGCCUUUCGGUCGGAGGCCGAGCAGUUGCCAUACCAGGCAGUGAUGCAACCAGUCAGGAUGCUCUCGAUGGUGCAGCUGUAGAACUUUUUGAGGCUCUGAGGACCCAUGCUAAAAUCUUUUCAAUCUCCUGUGGGGGAAGAGGCUUUGUCGCGCCCUCUUCACGUCUGUCAGUGACGUGGACACCAAGGAACUUGAAGCUCUCAACCUGCUCCACUACAGCCUGCUCCACUGUGUUUAGAGCAGUGUUUUCCAACCCUGAGGAACCAGAGGGGUGCACAUUUUUGCCCUAGUGCUCUAGUACUAACACACUUAAUACAACUGUGUUCAUGUGUAUUAAAACAAAAAUUUGCAUAUUUUGGGUCCCCAGGACCAGGAUUGGGAAACACUGGUUUAGUGUAUUUUAAAGCACGUCUCUUGUCUCAGGUUUUGUCCAAAUUUGAGUGCUGAUAAAAACGCAACAUUCACGCCACUAUUUCCCUCUUUCUCUGUAUUUCCAGAAUGAUCUACAAGUGUGUGAUGUGCGAUACAGUUUUUACCCAGAAACCGUUACUGUACAUGCAUUUCGACAACCACCUAGCCAAGCAGAAAGUGCAUGUGUUCAAGUGUCCUGACUGCACCAAACUCUACGCGCAGAAAGGUUCCAUGAUGGAACACAUAAAGGUUUGUUUAGUUACAUUAUAACUCACAGGGAAACAUAUGUUUGCAGUAAAGGAUAGUGAUAUGUUAGUUGUUCAAUCCCCUGAUGGUAAAUAGUCACUUCUAUUUGCUCAUUUGUCAGUGUUGUCUUCCAUUCUCACUUCUCUCUUGUCUGAUUUGUCAUUCCUCUCUCACUUCCUCUUAUACUCUUGUCCAGACUGCUCACAGAGGGCUGUCAGUCAAACAGGAGGGACAAUCCGAUGCCUCCGCCCCUGCCACAGCCCCCACCACCCCCUCCCUCCCCAAAUCUAAGCCCUCUGCAAAAACAGACAACUCAGAUGGGGAGGACUGGGGCCGAGACCAAGAAGAAGAAGAAGAAGAGGAGGAAGGAGAGGAAGAGGGGGAUGAGGACUAUGAGGAACCUGAGAAUCAGUCUAGUUCUAUUGAGGUAGGCAGUCAUCGUGGGACCCCCUCAGAAUGGAGCUGUCAGCAAUGUCAGAAGAGCUUCACACAGAGCGACGACUACAUCUCUCACAUGAAAACAGAGCAUGGAAAGGUAAGGCCAUACAAAUAUAAUUAAUUGCAUAACGGAUGCCCCACUUCAGAGGAAAAAAAUAGAAAAAAAAUAUUCAUUUGAUUCAUGUGAAUCAAUUUUUUUAAACGAUUAUUUUUGACAAAUUGAAUGAUUCGCUUCACUAUUGUAGUAGUUGGGAUUCGGUAAGAGCUCAGUGAAUUGAAUCAUGGGAAUCAAAAUAAUUUGUGAAUCGCAAAAAUUAAAAGGGAUUUCUUUAGUAGCCCUCCUUUUGGAUUAUUUCGCUGUUAAACUUGUUUUGUAGAUACUUUAAGUUGAUUUGGGCAUUGCAACUCAAUAGAUGCUAAUCAGACUGCAGUAAACACUUCUAAGGUAAGAUAAAUCUGACUGAACUAGAAUAGGUACAUUUCCUGAAGACAGUGUGUGCUUGCUUCAGCUGUCUGAAAAUAGUUGUAUGAUUACGGUAGUGGGAGAUAUGUUAAAUGUAGAAUUCAAGCUAAAUAGUAGCUGAAGCAGUUCAAUAUAGUAAAAAUAUGUCUGAUUACUUUAGUAGAAUGCUAUACACUGAGUGUACAAAACAUUAGGAGCACAUGUACUUUCCAUUACAUAGACUGACCAGGUGAAAGCUAUGAUCCCUUAUUGAUGUCACCUGUUAAAUCCACUUAAAUCAGUGUAGAUGAAGGGGAGGAGAGAGAGGUUAAAUAAUCAUUUUUAAGCCUUGAGACAUGGAUUGUGUACUGUAUGUGUGCCAUUCAGAGGGUGAAUGAGCAAAACAAAAGUUAAGUGCCUUUGAAUGGGGUAUGGUAUUAGGUGCCAGGCGCACCGAUUUGUGCGUGUCAAGAACAGCAACGCUGCUGGGUAAUUUCCGUGUGUAUCAAGAAUGGUGCACCACCCAAAGGACAUCCAGCCAACUUGACACAACUGUGGGAAGCAUUGGACUCAACAUGAACCAGCAUCCCUGUGGAAUGCUUUCAACACCUUGAGUCCAUGCCCUGACAAAUUGAGGCUGUUCAGAGGGCAAAAGGGGGUGCAACUCAAUAUUAGGAAGGUGUUCCAAAUGUUUUGUACACUCAGUGUAAAUGAUCAAUUAUGAAAAAUGCCUCUGAAAAAUUAACUGUGACUAAUUCGGCUGGGAUAUGCUUUCAAUGAUGCUAUCCAACACCUGACACCAAUGUAGUUAAUUAGGAGGGUACCCUGACUGGGACUCAAACCCUGGUCCUUGUGACUGUCGUUCCAUAACCAUUAUACCAAAAGGCUAAAAUCUCUUGCUGAGGUCACUAGGUGUUGUACCAAGGUUGCUUAGUAUUUGUACAACUUGUUGAUGUUUGUUUUUUUCGCUCGCUUGCGUCACUUUUCCGGAGAAAAAAUCUGUUAUGCAGUAAAUCAAAUUUGUAUGGCCGAAGUGUAAUGUCGGUGUCUGUGUACACACACACAGGGAGAUUACAAAAGGACUCACCCUCUCUAAUUUCCUUGUGUGUGUGAAUCUGCCUCUGUAGGCUAUGAAGAAGUUCCCGUGUCGUGUGUGUGAGACUUCCUUCUGCACCUCUUCCAGCCUGCGGCGCCAUGUACGUGUCAUCCACGAGGGCAACAAGAGACCUUUCCACUGCCAGUGAGUGAACCCCAUACUCAUCUACACAUCCACAAAAGCACCAUAUUUGGUUCCCUGUAGCUCAGAUGGUAGGGCAUGGAUAGUGGGUUCGAUUCCCGGGACCACCCAUACAUUGAAAAAAGAAGAUGCACGCAUGACUAAGUCGCUUUGGGUAAAUGGCAUAUAUUAUAUUUGAAAACGUCUGUAAGAGUGGAUGGGACAAGACAAUUAGCAGGGACAUUUUAGAAUGUUAUGUUCAGUCUAAUAUCAGCCUACCUAGGAAGUGUAUAGCAUCCUCAGAGCGUGUGUGUGUACUUGUGUGUUUGCAGAUAUUGCACAGAGGGCAAGCGGACCUUCAGUAGUCGGCUCAUACUGGAGAAGCAUAUCCGGGUCCAUCAUCACGGGGUCAGAGCCACUGACGGACAGGUCAGUUAGAAUCCAUUCUUCUUUCCAUCACAUGGUGGGGGUACAUUUCAGUUUGUCAUAACUGGACAACUGUACUCGUUUCCUGUGUGCUCUCUGCAACUUUGGUCUGUAAUGUUACCCAUCGUGUGGUGACUUGGAUCUGAAUAUGUUAAACCAAAAAUCAAGAUAAUACGUUUUGAUGGUCUCUCUUUUUCCCCAUCACCGCUCUGUCCCCCUGCAGGGCCCUCAGACCAGGAAGCGUUCAGCACCGGGUAAGGGGCCAGGCAGCUCGUCUGAACCUGACGGGGAGGGGUGUCAACCAGGGGAUGAGGAAGGGGGCGGCACGGACAGCGGAGAGGCCACAGAGGGGUGCGAGGAGGGCUGCAGUCCUGUGAAGAGAACUCGAGCAUCGGCGCCUCCAGAGCCCGAGGAGGACGACAACGUGUUCCACUGCAUGCCAUGCGGCUUCGCCACGGAGGAUGGCGCCGAGUUCCAGCGCCACAUCCCGCAGCAUCGCGCCGACGCCGCCUCCUUCCAGUGCCUGCAGUGUGGCGUGUGCUUUGCCUCGGCCGGCUCCCUGGGACGCCACCGUUUCAUCACCCACCACGUAAGAGACCCCCAGGGGGAGUCCGACCGCAGGGCGCCCCGCAUUCCCUCCUCCCCGGAUGGCUCACCCUCCUCCCCCCAGGAGGGAGAGGACGGGAAGGGGAGUAUGAGCUGCAGGGUGUGCAGGCGGCACUUCAAC